GGACAGAGAUCGCACGAAUCAAAAGUGCCAUCUUGAUUGCGGGUGGAAAAGAAUUAAGAGUGUUUACACGUCAGUCGAUCCGGUUUUCCGUGGAAGCUCUGGAAAAUUUUCUCUUCCCGAACAAUUUCGGGGCCGCUGGUUGUCCGUGGAAUUUGGCAAAAGACGAGGAUAAUUUGCAGCCCGUUUGUGAGAUUUUUUUGUGUCGGAAAUUGUUUCCGGUUUGGUGCAGUUGGCUAAUUUAAUUUUGGGUGCUGUAAGUUGAAAACUUUGCUGACGAUGAAUAUUUUCCGAUUGGCCGGUGACUUGUCACAUCUUUUGGCAAUAAUUUUACUGCUGAUAAAAAUAUGGAAGUCGCGAUCAUGCGCCGGCAUUUCCGGCAAAUCACAGAUCCUGUUUACCGUUGUCUACAUCAGUCGCUAUCUGGAUCUGGUCACGACAUUCAUCAGUGUGUACAACACCUGUAUGAAGUUGGUCUUCAUCAGCUCCUCAGUUGCCACCCUGUAUCUGAUGUACGUGAAGUUUAAGGCCACCUACGACCACAAUCACGAUUCGUUCCGUAUCGAGUUCCUGCUAGUCCCGUGCUUCAUCUUGUCCCUGUUGAUAAACGCCAGUUUCACACCGCUGGAAGUUUUGUGGACCUUUUCGAUUUACCUAGAAGCGGUGGCCAUCCUGCCGCAACUGUUCUUGGUUAGCAAAACAGGCGAAGCCGAGAGCAUUACCAGCCACUAUCUGUUUGCCCUGGGAUCGUACCGUGCGUUGUACUUGCUGAACUGGAUCUAUCGGUACUAUGCCGAGGGACACUAUGACUUGAUUGCGAUCUUUGCCGGAGCCAUCCAAACGAUCCUGUAUUGCGAUUUCUUCUAUCUCUACAUCACCAAGGUACUGAAGGGAAAGAAGCUGCAGCUGCCGGCGUAAAUUGUGUCCACCUGGCGUAGUAAUCUGAAGAGGUUAAAUCCUCCGAAUCAAUGGAACCGUAAUCCACACCAACAAAACAUAGAAAUCCAAGCGGAGGCGCCGUAUAAGAAACAUUUCAGAAGUUGUAAUCGAUUGAGCAGAUGUGGAUACGAGCGAGUUCAGAUAUGAUUGAGCAAUGGGGAGAUUCUGGUAGAAUUGCAACAGAUUAAAGUCUAAACAAAAUCAAGCAUUAGUAGUUUGUAGAAGCGUACUGCGAACAGAAAAAAAUGAUGGAAAAUGUUCUUAUAAUUACAAUUUUUUUCCAAUAAACGAGAAGAAAGUCAAUAAAAAAGAACCUUAUCUAAUAACUUAACGAAUCGUGGGAUGGAGUUGAUACAAUUUAUGUUUGAUUACAAUAAACCAACGGUUGAACCGAAUGAUGCACGUACGUGUCUCUUAGAUUUAAAAGAAAACCAGCAGAAGUAAAUAAACGCUAGCGUUUAGUAUUAUCAAUAUUGUAUCCAAACAAUCGACAGAUCAAGUUAAAUUUUUCAAACCCGCGUCAAAUAGCAGUAGAAACAUCAUGCAUCAACGAACACAGUUUUGAAAUGGAUUUUUUUUUCGAUCGUUUAAUGCAUCUUCAUUGUUUUUAGAAGAUGAUUUCCGAAUAAUAACAGUAGCUAUCGAGACGCUCGAUAAUCUAUUGCACUUAAAUGUAAUUAAAUGAAAUAGGUGUUUUAUUAGUUCAGAGAAUCAAUAUUUGAGUUCGACUUGAAACUGUACGGUUAAAUUUUACUAGUUCAAUAGAGGUCGCGAACAAAGGUGUACUAAGGAAAUAUGACAAAUUUAGAGAUCUGCAUUCCUGAAGCAAUUUGUGUAAAUGCGUUGGAAAUUCACAAAACAACUCUGUUUUUUUCUAUCAUAAGUUUUAUUCAAAAAUUUAAACGCCUGGUAUUUGAACAAAAUACUCAGAAAAAAAAAUUCAAUCAAUUAGCUGAGUAUCAUCUAAUCGACUUUUAGUUGAUCAAAAUUGAUUACAUUCAUCAAAGAAAAUUGCGAAGACUUUCGCGGUCAAUCGGGAGAGCAGUUCUGGAGUGACAACUAUUUAAAGAGUUAAAAUUUGAUCAGCAAACCAACAGUCAUAAUAAAACACCUAUUUAAACAGUUCUACUCCCCUUCAAUGCCUAGCUGUCCCCUGAAGAUUAGAUUAAGAUUCAUUACACAGGGGACAAUUAUGCGUUACAGUAGUAAAUACAGUUGCAAAAAAACUAAUGUAUUUUGUUCGAGAAAAAGCUGUUAUAGCGGGCGUACUAAAUAAUAGCAAACGGACAGCAUUUGCGGUCACGUUCUUCCUCAGAGACCUCGAAGAACCAAAAAGAAAACAUAUGCUACAUAUAUACAAAAAAUAGAAAAAAGAGUGAGGAAUGUAAUGUGACGCUGAGGUAGAUUAUAAACAACAUUGUAUGUUUUGAUCGCUAUUUCUCGGAAGAAACCGCUGGCCAAUAUUGUGCCACUGUUCCAGUUGAUAGCAAUGCUUUUUACUAGCGACUUUUUGUUUAAAUUUAGAGCGUCGUUUUCCCGGAGGAUUGCAUUUUUCUGCUGUGCAUCACCUUGGACGGUGAUGGCACAAAUACCUAGUGUCUGAUUGGCUAAUGGUGAAGAUUCUUAUUUGAAUUGUAGCUCUUUUUAUUCUUAGUACUUUCGAAAUGUUUAACUUUAAUUUGUAGUAGUUUGUUUAGAAAUGUAAGGCCGAAAGAAAUGCCAAGAUUUUAUUCGCUAUAAACGGCGAAAGCGAAAUCAACGAGACGGCAUGGUUUGUAUUUUUCUCUGUUCAUGCUGCAAAGAUUAAUAUAAAAUUAACACUACAAAAACAAACUAAAAGGAAUGCUAACUAAAAGCUCUUAUAUUCUUCUAUUCCUAAUCUAAACUUUUACUGCUACUGGUAAAUUAGAGGAACUAAGAAUAAUGGUAAAACAAUAAGAUACACAAAUAUACAUAAAAAUGUAGAAA
This is a messenger RNA of Uranotaenia lowii, 2904 nucleotides long. Its product is annotated as ER lumen protein-retaining receptor. Gene Ontology annotation, molecular function: ER lumen protein retrieval receptor activity. Lineage: Eukaryota; Metazoa; Arthropoda; Insecta; Diptera; Culicidae. The transcript is spliced from 2 exons. The record is from RefSeq and is a predicted model, not a curated record. The coding region runs from base 277 to 915 and encodes 212 amino acids. Gene Ontology annotation, biological process: endoplasmic reticulum to Golgi vesicle-mediated transport; protein retention in ER lumen. Gene Ontology annotation, cellular component: cis-Golgi network; membrane; endoplasmic reticulum.